UGAGAAUAUUUAUACAUAUCUAUACUGACUCCGUAGUCGAAUGCUUACCAUACACAAGGUACAAGGGCUACGAGGACCUCGAUCAGUUCAUACAAGCUACACCCAUUUUGACCCAGUAUAUGUACUCGGUGGGCUUCUUUUCAGACAGACAGUCAGACACCAAUACUCAACGAUGGAAGUCAGUCAGGCAGAUACAAAAAAACUGUUUUCAUGUCCAAUGGUAAGAUGUCCGACCUUUGCUCAGCUGUCAGAUAUCGCCCGGGAUAUUGGGCUACAUUUAGAAGACGAUGAACUUAAGGGUUUUCAUGCAGCCAUAAAAGGAAACAUUGAAGGAAUAAAUGCGACAGAAGAUAUCGUGGAGCCAAGGUUACCAACAAGGUAUCCUAGACUUCCAGGCCACAGGCCAGAACAAAAGGACAAUCCCUACAAUGCAUGGUACUGGAAAUGUGAAAUCCAAGGAGCCAGCAGUGGUAAAUUAGCGGGGAAACGAGUUGCUAUCAAGGAUUGCGUAGCGGUAGCAGGGAUCCCUAUGAUGAACGGAUCACAUGCUCUUGAAGGAUUCACACCUGAUUUUGAUGCAACGGUUGUUACAAGAAUACUUGAUGAAGGUGCCACAAUCGUGGGUAAAUCUGUGUGUGAGAAUCUGUGUUUCUCAGGAACUAGUUCUACUGCUGCCAAAGGACCAGUGAAGAAUCCUCAUGAUCCUACCCGCUCGACUGGAGGAUCGAGCUCAGGAAGCGCUGUUCUAGUUCAGACCGGCGAGGUGGACAUUGCAAUCGGUGGUGAUCAAGGAGGGUCAGUCCGUCUUCCAUCUGCUUGGACAGGUAUCGUUGGACUGAAGCCCACCUAUGGUCUGGUGCCUUACACAGGGGCGAUGGGAAUCGAAAUGUCAUUGGAUCAUCUUGGCCCUAUGGCUAGGACUGUCCAUGACUGUGCAUUGUUCCUUGAGGCAAUCGCAGGUUAUGAUGGCGGUAUGGACUCGAGACAACAUCCUCAUAUGACUGUGCCUCAAUAUACGAAAGAAUUGGAGAACGCAAGCAUCAAGGGACUAAAAGUUGGAAUUUUAGAAGAAGGUUUUACAAUGCCUGGUGCUGAUGUUUCCGUCAACAAACUACUGAAGGACAUAACCAACAAACUCACAUCGGGUGGUGCUGUUGUUCAGGACAUCUCGGUGCCUAUUCAUUCUAUCUCGCAUAACAUUUGGGGAGCAACAAUAGAGGGCUCUCAUGAGAACAUGUACCGUCUCGGAGGUUGCGGCCAUGGUCACGUGGGCUUUUAUCCUACCAGCUUCGCGAUAGCUUCUGGGAAGAUGAUGUCAUCCAGGAUUGAUGAUCUUUCAGACACAAUGAAGAUGGUUAUGCUUCAAGGAGAAUACUUACAGAAACAAUACAAGAGCCAGGUGUAUUGCCGAGCAAGGAAUCUGGUUUUCACUCUCCGUCAGGCAUAUGACAAAGCUUUGGAAUCAGUAGACGUCAUUGCAAUGCCUACCAUACCUUUUACUGCUUCAAAGCUCGUCUACAAAGAUGAUUCACAAUCCGAAUACUUCAAGAAAUGUUUUGAAAUGGCAGUUAACACCAUGGCUUUUAACUUGACCGGUCAUCCCGCUAUCAGCGUCAAUUCCGGCUACCUCGAUGGCUUACCGGUCGGACUCAUGUUGAUAGCAAAACACUUCGAUGAAAUCACAAUCUUUAAAGUUGCUCAGGCUGUUGAGAAGAUCAGAGACGAGACAAAAUAGAAAUAUAAUACAAACAAAUAUGUUUCUGUCAACCUUGAUUAGGUAUGAAGGCUAUAUUCGGUUAGUGAAAAGGUUAAUGAACGUAUUAGCAGUAUUGGGCUUGAGUUUACGAGUCAUUUUCUUCAAAGUCAUAAUUUGAGUUUACGUUCGUCUUGUCUACUGUACGCCUAUAAGUUUGGUAAUCUUUUUCAUAUUUUCAAUAUGUUUUUAAAAUAUGACUUACGGGCUAUACGAAUAUUUUUUUGGUUUAUUACAGUAUUUUUAGUAUUUGUUUUGAUGUUCAUGUGUCGCUGUUUUAAGUGAUAUUUUUAUAAUCUAUUUUAGGUAUAAAUAGAUUUUAUCACCCUUGCACAAUCCAUGAUUGUUUUAUCCUAUUUCAUUUUUUACCUUAUAUGCUUAUUAUAGGGACAUUUUAACCAUGAUAUGAAAGGAGUUUGUUUAUGAUUAGUCGCGAUAGAUAUCAUGUCAUCCUUUUCUCAAUCAUCCAAUAUGCAUUUCGUAUUAUGUAACGUUUCACUUUGUCGAAUUAUGUCUGUUUAUUGGGAUAUUUAUGUAAAUUUUGAUAAUUUUGCCAUAUUGUUUAUACAAAAUUUCCAUUGAACACAUUUGAAAAACAUAAUACCAGUUAUGAUGCUGUAAGGUGUAAUUUUUGUGAUAGAUUUUGACAUAUUAUCACACAUCUCACAUUUUGCCUUUUUUCUUGGUCGUGAUCAUUGUUUUUUUUUUUGGGGGGGAGGGGGGAUGAUGCCCCCACGAUGGUGUCUCUAUGUAUACAAUUUCCAAACAAAUUGCCUGUCUGUAUAUCAUCCCGAUAUUUUUUUUAGUGAUUCUUUUACUGAAGUGUCGUUAAUUUCUAUGAAAAUUGUUUCUUAUAAACUAGCUAUUUCAAUGCCUUAUUUUGUUAUGUUAAUCGAUAUGAACGUCAAUAGUGACAAUACCCCCUCCCCCUUGUCAGGAUUUUCGACGUGCAUCGGUGAUUUUGUAAGCUUUUAAUGUUUAUGUGAAUUAUUAAUUGAUGAUGCCUGAAAUUUAUGUACUGAAAUCAAUAAAUUGAGUCUUUAUUGUGA
Molecule: messenger RNA, 2802 nt
Organism: Lytechinus variegatus (green sea urchin)
Lineage: Eukaryota; Metazoa; Echinodermata; Echinoidea; Temnopleuroida; Toxopneustidae
Product: amidase-like
Exons: 12
Coding region: 41-1735 (564 amino acids)
Molecular function (GO): catalytic activity
Source: RefSeq, a predicted model, not a curated record